Symsagittifera roscoffensis is the source of this 593-nucleotide messenger RNA. RefSeq lists its product as uncharacterized. Lineage: Eukaryota; Metazoa; Xenacoelomorpha; Acoela; Convolutidae. The transcript has 3 exons. Bases 4 to 411 code for a protein of 135 amino acids. The record is from RefSeq and is a predicted model, not a curated record.
AAAAUGUCCUCACUUCCCAAGCCGCAGUUGAAAGGCUUGUUCUGGAGGCACUACAAACUGGUCUGGUUUGGAGCCCUGGCUGCAGGAGCCAGCAGCUCUGCCUGCUACUAUUACUACAUGACAUACAUCAGGGAUCGAUACAAGCUGUACAAGCGAGAUCAGAUCAUUUGGGACGCUGUUGCCGCUGAGAUCCACACCAAGCCCAGGUGGGAAGAUGACUGGGAGAAUGCUGUAAAGAAAACAUUCAAAACGAGUGAAAACAAAAACUUGGGCCUGAACAAGUAUGAUAGGUGCUUGGAAGACGCUGAACAGAACUAUUUCGACAAGUACGAUCUGCCUGAGAAAUACCAGUACAAGGGACUGCACCUCACCAGCGCCGCCAAAAGUGUCAAGCCCUGGCAGUGGGGCUGAACAAACUAGGCGCACUUACUCUACCCUAGAGAACCUGAAAUGAAUAAGAAGUGGUGAUAUAUAUUGAAAGAGACUUGAAUUGACGGUCCCCUGUACUAACUAAUAAACUCUGCACACUUUUAGCGUAUUGAUAAAACAAAAUACUUCAACAGGUAAUAAAGAAUUGACUAUUCUGAUAUCAA